This is a messenger RNA of Rangifer tarandus platyrhynchus (Svalbard reindeer), 234 nucleotides long. Lineage: Eukaryota; Metazoa; Chordata; Mammalia; Artiodactyla; Cervidae. The record is from the annotation of a GenBank genome assembly.
AUGACAAGCGCAGAGCGAGGUUUCACGGGGUCGGAAGAACCGACCGGCGAGGUGGCCGCAGCGAGAGUGGCCGGAGCGCUCCUGGGCGUGGAGACCCCGAGGGGCUCUCCGGUCUCCACAGGCGGACGCGCCACCGUGCCCAGCGGACCUGGGCCCUUUGGAGAAAGGAGUUCAGACCGCAGCUUUCAAACUGGGCCCCACCCCCGCACCCCGACACCGCCCUUGGAAAUUUAA